UGCGGAGCGUUGAUCCAAUUUGGGGAAAGCUUGAAAGAAAGCAACACGUCAAGUCAAGGGUAAAAUGAGGAUAAGGUGGUAAAGAGAACGAGCAGAGUUAAAUGAGCCGAGCCUGAAUUCAGAAUUGUAAUUAUGGAUGAAAUGAAGGAAUGAUUUUUGGAGACAAGGAAUGGCGACGCCGAUCAAUGGAGCCACGCCUCCGCAGUGCUCAAUCACCACAGGGCUCCCCAAUGCAAUUAAGCCGGCUCGAUUCGGGCGACCAGAAUAUUCAGAUGGGCAUCAAUGGGCACACCCACAAAGGAUGGUUGUGGGUGGAGGAGGCAGGAACGUAAGCAGCAGCGUUUCAAUCUUCCCUUCAAUCUCCUCCAGACCGGGAGAGCUUGGGCCGGAUUUCUGUGGGCGGAGGUCAACGAGGUUUGUUUCAAAACUGCAUGUGGGUAGGGCGCGAACAAACUGUAGCACGGAGAAAGACAAGGGGAAGGGGAAGGGAAAGGGAAGGGAAAGGAUGGAGGCGGUUUUGGAGGAGCUGCUGGAGGAGGAGGAAGAGAUAUUGGGAGUGCUGGGGCGGAUGGGAAGAGAUGAGGAGUGGGAUUGUGGGUAUUUGUUGAGAGAGCUGGGGAACAGGGGAGAAUGCGGUAAGGCUAUGCAGUGUUAUGAGUGGGCGGUGGCAAGGGAGAGGAAGAGAAACGAGCAGGGGAAGCUGGCGAGCACUAUGAUCAGCGUGAUGGGCCGCCUGGGCAGAGUGGAUGUGGCGCGACAGGUGUUCGAGCGGGCGAGGGCGCAGGGCUAUGGCACCACUGUCUAUGCCUUCUCUGCGCUUAUCAGCGCGUAUGGCCGCAGCGGCCUCUGCAACGAGGCCAUUCGAGUCUUUCGCCUCAUGAAGUGCUGUGGCUGCAAACCGAAUCUCGUUACCUACAAUGCUGUUAUCGAUGCUUGUGGAAAGGGCGGCUUCGAUUUCAAGCAGGCUCUGCUUGUGUUUGAUGAAAUGAUAAGGGAAGGCGUGGAGCCUGAUCGAAUCACCUUUAAUUCUCUCAUUGCCGUGUGCAGCCGGGGGGGACUCUGGGAAGAGGCGCAGGGCAUGUUCAAGGAGAUGCUUUAUCGAGGAAUUGACCAGGACAUUUUCACUUAUAACACCCUUUUAGAUGCGCUUUGUAAAGGAGGCCAGAUGGACCUCGCUGCUUCCAUAAUGUCUGGCAUGUCUCGAAGGAACAUUCUGCCUAAUGUGGUUACUUACAGUACUGUCAUUGAUGGCUAUGCAAAGGCUGGACGCCUUGACGAGGCAUUGGACAUGUACAAUGAAAUGAAAUAUUGUGGCAUUAAUCUUGAUAGAGUUUCUUACAAUACACUCUUGUCUAUUUAUGCCAAGUUGGGAAGGUUUGAGGAGGCUCUUGCUGUUUGCCAGGAGAUGGAAAGAGCCGGUAUUAAUAAGGAUGCUGUAACAUACAACGCUCUCCUGGGUGGGUACGGAAAACAGGGCAGGUAUGAUAAAGUCAAGUACCUAUUUCAAGAGAUGAAAAUGCACUCCGUGUCUCCUAAUGUGCUCACUUACUCCACUCUAAUCGAUGCAUAUUCUAAAGGAGGACAGCAGGCUGAGGCCUCGCAAAUUCUAGAUGAGUUUAAAUGCUCUGGUUUGAAGCCUGAUGUGGUGCUUUAUAGUGCGCUUAUUGAUGCAUUAUGUAAGAAUGGCUCUGUGGAAGAAGCUCUUGCUCUGCUCGAUCAGAUGACGAAAGAAGGCGUGAUGCCAAAUGUUGUCACUUAUAAUUCUAUAAUUGAUGCAUUUGGGAGGAAUAGUCAGAUCCAUCCUAGAAGUUGUAGCGACAGUUCCAGUGUGCUGUCUAUAGAGAAUAAUGUGCCCAGCAGUUCUUCAGAGGUUGUGAGAAGCUGGGGUACAAAAAAUUCUAUUGGAGACAAAGCCGAGGCAUAUGAUGCAAUAGCAAUGUUUGAGCAGUUUGGAAUCGAGAAAAGUCUUCCUCUAUCUCUUGCCGAGGACAUGAAACAGAGGUUUAAGGAGAUUUUGUGCACAGUGAAAAUGUUUCAUAAAAUGCACGAGUUGGGAAUCAAACCAAAUGUAGUCACAUUUUCUGCCAUUCUCAAUGCUUGCAGUCGUUGUCGAUCCUUCAAAGAAGCUUCCAUGUUGUUGGAAGAACUGCGCUUAUUUGAUAGUCGUGUGUAUGGUGUUGCCCAUGGGCUGCUAAUGGGCUUUAGGGACCAAAUAUGGGGGCAAGCUCAAGUGCUUUUCGAUGAAGUUACUCGGAUGGACUCUUCUACUGCUUCAGCUUUUUAUAAUGCUCUCACUGAUAUGCUUUGGCAUUUUGGCCAGAGGCAAGGGGCACAGCUUGUUGUUCUCGAAGGCAAGCGUCGACAAGUAUGGGAGAAUGCAUGGCGCGACUCUUGCUUGGACUUGCAUUUAAUGUCAGCUGGGGCUGCACAGGCAAUGGUACAUGCAUGGCUGCUUAGUAUCCGUUCCAUCCUGUUUGAGGGGCACGAACUACCUAGAUUAUUAAGCAUCUUAACUGGAUGGGGAAAGCAUAGUAAAAUUGCAGGUGAUAGCACCCUAAGGCGUGCUGUUGAAGCACUUCUUUCGGGUAUAGGUGCCCCCUUUCAUGUUGCCAAACUAAAUCUAGGUAGAUUUAUAUGUACCGGCCCUAUUGCGGGGGCAUGGUUGAGGGAGUCUGGUACAUUGGAGCUUUUGGUUCUUCAUGAUGUAAGAGUAAAUUCAACAGAUAUCAUUGAUCAAGUUUCUCAGUUGAAAUUAUUGUCGGUCUAGGGGUCAGGCCUUUUGAUGGCCUAACCAUUACAAUGCUUUUUUGAUCCAGUUUUCCCCUUUUAUAUUUCUAUUAUACUGGAGGUUAUGGCAUGACAUACAAUAGAUGAAUGCUAUUUUGGCCCCCAUUCCUUUUUGUACCUUUCUAUUUUAGUGGAGGUUAGGGCAUGGCAUACAAUGGAUGAAAGUAGUAAAGUUGAUUAGUAGAAGAGAUGUUAUCCUUUACAUAAUUUAAUACAAUUUACUUAUGUAUUCUCUCCACAAUGAUGAGCUGAUUGUAAAAUUGUGAUCAAAUUAUUCUGUAAGUUCAUUCUCUCUUCAAUGAUAAACCACUUGUAAAACA
Cryptomeria japonica (Japanese cedar) is the source of this 3107-nucleotide messenger RNA. Its product is annotated as pentatricopeptide repeat-containing protein GUN1, chloroplastic. NCBI's taxonomy places the organism in Eukaryota, Viridiplantae, Streptophyta, Pinopsida, Cupressales, Cupressaceae. The transcript has 5 exons. Gene Ontology annotation, molecular function: protein binding. Bases 170 to 2767 code for a protein of 865 amino acids. Gene Ontology annotation, cellular component: chloroplast. The record is from RefSeq and is a predicted model, not a curated record.